Messenger RNA from Austrofundulus limnaeus, 563 nucleotides. Its product is annotated as dehydrogenase/reductase SDR family member 11. The record is from RefSeq and is a predicted model, not a curated record. Gene Ontology annotation, molecular function: oxidoreductase activity. NCBI's taxonomy places the organism in Eukaryota, Metazoa, Chordata, Actinopteri, Cyprinodontiformes, Rivulidae.
UGUGUUUCUCCAGGGUUAGUGAGAACUGAAUUCAAUUCACGUUUUUUGGGUGAAACACAGGACAAAUCUGCUGUUUUGUACUCUCAGUAUAAGCCUCUGGAAGCCGUCGACGUUGCUGAUGCCGUCGUCUACGUCCUGAGCGCUCCUCCUCAUGUGCAGAUUGGAGAUGUUCAGAUGCGAUCUGUGGAGCAAAUGACUUAGAGUUGCAUCAGGAUGAAUUUAAUCGCGAUUCUUUUAUCUAUAAGUCUCAAAGAAAGUGACAACUCAGAUUUAAUGUCUGCUUUGAGUUGCAUCUUUUACUGCAAACAGAGUUCAAACCUGCGUAAAACCUACAAAUCAAUAUUUUAAACAAUCCUGAAAGACUGAAUACAAUAAAGAUGUACUAUUAUUCUACUGGUUUCCAUUUGGUAAAACAUGCAGGAGGUCUUGUUGAAAGAACCAGCAUCAUCUUUCUCAUGUUAAUGAGCACUGACUCACACAGAAACCUACGUUUCCUGCAUUCUGGUGUAUUUUACAGGUUCCUAAACAUACGUUUACCUACAUAAAAACACUUGAUUAAAUAA